Molecule: messenger RNA, 4446 nt
Organism: Salvelinus fontinalis (brook trout)
Lineage: Eukaryota; Metazoa; Chordata; Actinopteri; Salmoniformes; Salmonidae
Product: inhibitor of apoptosis protein-like
Exons: 15
Coding region: 1536-3482 (648 amino acids)
Biological process (GO): negative regulation of apoptotic process; regulation of cell cycle
Cellular component (GO): cytoplasm; nucleus; spindle microtubule
Molecular function (GO): cysteine-type endopeptidase inhibitor activity involved in apoptotic process
Source: RefSeq, a predicted model, not a curated record
UGAGACCAGGGUAGAGAGACGGUGAGACCAGGGUAGAGAGACGGUGAGACCAGGGUAGAGAGACGGUGAGACCAGGGUAGAGAGACGGUGAGACCAGGGUAGAGAGACGGUGAGACCAGGGUAGAGAGACGGUGAGACCAGGGUAGAGAGACGGUGAGACCAGGGUAGAGAGACGGUGAGACCAGGGUAGAGAGACGGUGAGACCAGGGUAGAGAGACGGUGAGACCAGGGUAGAGAGACGGUGAGACCAGGGUAGAGAGACGGUGAGACCAGGGUAGAGAGACGGUGAGACCAGGGAAGAGGUGAAUCGUUGUGAAGUCAUCAGAAGGGGACCGAGUGGUGUCGGUGUCAGAGACAGAGACCAGGGUAGAGGGAAGAGGUGAAUCGUUGUGGAGUCAUCAGGAGGGGACAGAGACGGUGAGACCAGGGUACAGGGAAGAGGUGAAUCGUUGUGGAGUCAUCAGAAGGGGACAGAGACGGUGAGACCAGGGUACAGGGAAGAGGUGAAUCGUUGUGGAGUCAUCAGAAGGGGACAGAGUGGUGUUUCCUCCUCUGGUGGUAUCAGACAGACGGCCCUUUGUAGCUCCGUUAGAUGAGCAUGGUGCUUGCUACGAUAGUGGGUUGGAUUCCCGCGUCCACCUUUAUAUAAAAUGUAUGCAUGCGUAACUGUAAGUCUCUUCGGAUAAAAGUGUUUGCUAAAUGGCAUUUGUUCUUCUAUCACAGACGAACAGUAGCACCAUCUAAUCAUGUGUCUCUGUAGCUUUCUAUUCUCAGUAGAAAAGCCUUUCAUUUACAGGCUGAUGGGACACGUUAGGCAAAUAACUUCUUUCAGCUCACUUGUUCCAGCUUGUGUGUGUGAGUGUGUGUGAGUGUGUGUGAGUGUGUGUGAGUGUGUGUGAGUGUGUGUGAGUGUGUGUGAGUGUGUGUGUGAGUGUGUGUGAGUGAGUGUGUGUGUGUGAGUGUGUGUGAGUGUGUGUGUGUGUGAGUGUGUGUGUGUGUGAGUGUGUGUGUGUGUGUGUGUAAGUGUGUGUUUAUUCCCCCUGCCCUGGGUUACUCAUCCCUCUCUCCCUGAGGAGAAUGGUCCUUCCUUUUCUCUCAUUCUACAAACUCUAAAACUCUAGAACUAUAUUAAGAAUCUAGAACUUCAUCUAAAAACUCGAUCUAGAGGCCAUAUCUAGACUCUAUAAUCUGUAUAUCUAGACUCUAGAUAUAUCUAGACUCUAUAACCCAUAUAGACUCUAUAACCUGUAUAUCUAGACUAUACAACCUGUAUAUCUAUACUCUGUAACCCGUAUAGACUCUAACUCGUAUAGACUCUUUAACCCGUAUAUCUAGACUCUUUAACCCGUAUAUCUAGACUCUUUAACCCGUAUAUCUAGACUCUCUAACCCGUAUAUCUAGACUCUCUAAUCCGUAUAUAUCUAGACUCUCUAAUCCGUAUAUAUCUAGACUCUCUAACCCGUAUAUAUAGACUCUAUAACCCGUAUAUCUAGACUCUAUAACCCGUAUAUCUAGCCUGUCUAACCGGUCUGUAAAUGGACACCCUGGUUCAGCUCCAGAACAGCCCGUUCCUCAUGGGUCUCUGUCGGAACGGAGCUCCAGCAGACCUGCAGUACGACAAUUCUUCAGAACUGUUCCGUAUCUCCACCUUCGCCCGGUUUCCGUCAUUGGGGGUAACGGAGCGCAGCCUGGCGAGGGCAGGAUGGUUCUAUACUGGCGUUGGAGACAGGGUGCAGUGUUUCAGGUGUAACGUGACGGCGGAGGGCUGGCAGACAGGGGACUGUCCAACAGAGAGACACAGACAGCUGUCCCCUUCCUGCUCCUUCAUCCAGACUCUCCCCUCCUCAGCCAACCUCCUCUCCUCCUCACACUCUGCCUUCUCUCCUCUACGCAGCGCGCCUGUCAUACCGGUGUCAGGCCCUGGCCCAGCCCCCCUCCCUGUCUCCGCCCCUAAUCCUGCCCCCAACCCGGUGCCGGGGGAGGAGCCUGUUGGAUAUUUGAAUAUGGGGUUCUCUGCCCCGCCCCCCUCCAGCCCGCUGAGCUCCAGAGGAGUAGAGGACAUGUCCCACCAGAGACCCCCAACCUGUCACAACCCCAGUAUGAGGAGAGAGCAGGACCGUCUGGUCUCCUUCCACUCCUGGAGCCUGUCCAUCAUCACCCCCUCUGAGCUGGCUACGGCUGGCUUCUAUUACCUGGGGCAGGGAGACCGCGUGGCCUGCUUCACCUGUGGAGGACAGCUCAGUAACUGGGAGCCAGGGGACCGGGCCGUAUCAGAGCACCAGAGACAUUACCCCAACUGUCACUUCGUCAGAGGAGACCAGGCCGACAACGUCUCCCUAGCCGGGGUGGUGGGGGGAGUAGCAGGCACCUCUCAGCCCCCCGGGGCAGAAGCCCCCCCUGGCCCCGGCCCCCCAGGCCUCAGUAACGUGUCUAACCCAGCCAUGCAGCAGCGUGAGGAGAGGUUGCUGACCUUUGUCCACUGGCCCUUACGUAUCCCUGUUCGCCCCGACCAGCUGGCCAAGGCAGGGUUCUACUACGUCGGGCGUAACGAUGACGUGAAGUGCUUCUGUUGUGAUGGAGGUCUGAGGUGCUGGGAGUCCGGUGACGACCCCUGGGUGGAGCACGCCAAAUGGUUCCCUAGGUGUGUGUACCUGCUCCAGGAGAAAGGUCAGGAGUUUGUCCACCAGAUCCAGGCUCGCUUCCCUCGCCUCUUUGAACAGCUCCUAACCAAUGGGGACAGCAGCUCCAGAGAGUUUGUGGACCCUCCAGGUGAGGAGCGGUCGGAGGACGCCGUGAUGAUGAACACUGCUGUGGUUGUGUCGUCGCUAGAGAUGGGAUUCGAGCGUGGCCUGGUGAAGCAGACCGUCCAGAGUAAGAUCCUGACCAGCGGAGAGAACUACAAGACAGUCCAGGAACUGGUCUCAGACCUGCUGAGUGCAGAAGAUCAGAAGAGAGAGGAGGAGAGAGAGAUGCUGGCCGAGGAGAUGGCUUCUGACGGUCAUUCAUUCUUGAAGAGACACCAGACAGCGUUGGUCCAGCGUCUGAAGAGUGUUGAGUCUGUCCUGGAGCACCUCAGAGAGCAGAACGUCAUCAGUGGAGAGGAAUACAGUGGUCUCCAGGGCCAGUCCUCCCAGCAGCAGACAGCCAGACUGAUAGACUUGGUGCUGACUAAAGGAAACGCAGCGGCUGAGGUCUUCAGGAACUGGAUCCAGAAGAACGAUGUCUACCUGCUCAGAGACCUCAUGGCCCAGGCAAAUGAAGCCUCAUCACCGAGUCAAGAUCUCUCAGACCUGCCGAUGGAGGAGCAGCUACGGCGAUUGCAGGAGGAGCGGACCUGUAAGGUGUGUAUGGACAAGGAGGUGAACAUUGUCUUCAUCCCGUGUGGUCACCUGGUGGUCUGUAAGGAGUGCGCUCCCUCCCUGAGGAAAUGUCCCAUCUGCAGAGGACUGGUCAAGGGCACCGUCCGAACCUUCCUCUCCUAGAAGACCCCCAGGAACAAGGGCCCCUCCCUGAGGAAAUGUCCCAUCUGCAGAGGACUGGUCAAGGGCACCGUCCGAACCUUCCUCUCCUAGAAGACCCCCAGGAACAAGGGCCCCUCCCUGAGGAAAUGUCCCAUCUGCAGAGGACUGGUCAAGGGCACCGUCCGAACCUUCCUCUCCUAGAAGACCUCCAGGAACCAGUGCCCCUCCCAACACUGUCAAACUUCUUUGACCUUGUCUCCUAUCUACUCCUAGAGAAUAGCUACCAACAGUCUAUUCCAAGCGUGUCAAUCUCUGUUCCUGGAAGGCUGUGUUUACUGGUUUUUCUUACUUCAUUUUGUGUCAAUAAAGACCUAGACAGUCAGGUGAGGAUAGUUCCUAAUUAAUCAAUAAAGACCUAGACAGUCAGGUGAGGAUAGUUCCUAAUUAAUCAAUAAAGACCUAGACAGUCAGGUGAGGGGAGUUCCUAAUGAAUCAAUAAAGACCUAGACAGUCAGGUGAGGGGAGUUCCUAAUGAAUCAAUAAAGACCUAGACAGUCAGGUGAGGAGAGUCCCAUAAGCAACGUCUCUGUCUCUAAUCAUAUCAGAAUGUAGCCUGUUAAACGUACCUGCUUAACCAUUAACUAAUAUGUUCCUGUAUAGAUAUACACAUUACAGAACUCUGUAGGAAUGCAUGAGGUUAUAGAACUAACUCUAAUUGUCCAUCUAUGUAAUCAGUCCAUUGAUAGAGCACACAACCACGACCUGUAGUUCCAACUGAACAGAUGAUGUGUAGUAACCAGUAAAGGCCUCUGCAUCAAGAAUAGCUCCCUAUUUAGGGCACUGGUCAAACGUAGUGUACUAUAUAGCAAAUAAGAUGCCGUUUGGAACGCAGAGGCGUAUGUAACAGCCAGUCAAGGCCCUCGCAUGUAAAGGGUAGGAUGACUAUUCUCAUGUUGGAUGUCUCAAAUAAACGGUAUGAUGGCUA